CCUCAUUUUUAAGGUAACCAAAAAAUUGUCAAGAGGGGUUUUAUUAUCCAAAUUAUUUUGGCGACGAUUUUGUCCAAAUUGUCGAAAAAGGAGAAAAAAUGGAGCUAAUUUAACUGAAGAAAAUGAAAGAAAAAAUUCAAGUAAUUCAAGAUUAGAAAAGUGUUGGUCGAGAAAAUUAAGCAUGGAAACCCAAAAAACCAAGAAAGAAGCAUUAAUAUUAGGAAAACCAAUAAAAGAAUGGGCUUUUUGGAUUAUUGUUGCCUUUCUGGCAAGUCUUACAAUUAAAGAUAUUGUUAAUUUGGUAACAGAAUAUUGUAAACAUCCCAAAAAAUCAGAUAUGAGUGUUCGUUUUAAUGAGACGAUGAAAAUGCCUAAUAUAACAUUUUGUAUGAGUAGAGAACAAGCAUGGAGUCAUUUUAAGUUAAACAGUACAGAAAAUAAACAAUUAUGGGACAAAACAAUAGCUACUCAAUUAGCUAAUAUGACCAAAAAAGAAGAUUUCCUUUCAAAACAAUGGGAUUAUAGAAUAGUUAUGGAAACAUAUAAUUUGAUAUCAACACUAACAAGUAUGGAAAGAGAAACAACAGCACAUGGAACCGUUGCUUCUAUCGAAAAAUAUAAUACACAAACAAGGCUUGAAGAAAUUAGAAAAUUGUCAAAGCGUCGUUCACUUCAACGCUUUCAAAGGACAACUUAUGAUGAAGAUGAAGUAAUAAGUACACAAUUAAAAAUUACUUGGUUAUCACAAGUUCAACUUUGGUAUUGUAGUAAAACAUUUAAAAAUCGCAAACUUAAAAAUCAAACAAAAAAAUCAAGCAAAAGACAUAAACAUUAACAAAACAUUUAAGAAGUUUAAAAAACAUCAAACAAAACAUUAAAAACAAAACAAACAAAAAAAAACAAAGCAGUUAAAAACAUUAAUCAAAACAUUAACCUAAACAUUUACAAACCACCGAACAACAUUCAGCUCAACAAGACAUUUAAAACAUCUA
This is a messenger RNA of Meloidogyne enterolobii, 992 nucleotides long. Lineage: Eukaryota; Metazoa; Nematoda; Chromadorea; Rhabditida; Meloidogynidae. The record is from the annotation of a GenBank genome assembly.